This is a messenger RNA of Galdieria sulphuraria, 637 nucleotides long. Its product is annotated as 39S ribosomal protein L47, mitochondrial precursor. NCBI's taxonomy places the organism in Eukaryota, Rhodophyta, Bangiophyceae, Galdieriales, Galdieriaceae. The coding region runs from base 6 to 578 and encodes 190 amino acids. Gene Ontology annotation, molecular function: structural constituent of ribosome. Gene Ontology annotation, biological process: mitochondrial translation. Gene Ontology annotation, cellular component: mitochondrial ribosome; mitochondrial large ribosomal subunit. The record is from RefSeq and is a predicted model, not a curated record. The transcript is spliced from 2 exons.
UCUUGAUGUAUAAAGUUCGAUUGGUCUGUGGCACCCUAUCCAAACUGAGAGUUUCGAAGUGCUCUUUUUCGCAAUAUGCAAGGCCUUGGAACAAUCCUGAAGGAAUUUAUGCGUUUGUUCGAAGAGAAAAGGAAUUGGGCUCCUUACCUGGCAGAGAAUGGACCGUCGAUGAGCUAAGGUUAAAGUCUUUUGACGACUUGCACAAACUCUGGUGGGUUAUGAUCAAGGAAAGAAAUGCCUUGUUAACUGAACAAGACUGGUGUCGUUCAGUCAAACGGGAGUGGAAAGGAGAGACAACAUUGGAAAAGGUUAAUCUUUCCAUGACAAAUAUAAGGCAAGCAGUUUCGGAACAAAAGGCUUUCAUUUCAGGUCUCAUGGAGAUUGCUGAUUUAGUAGAAGAGGAAGAUGAAGAAACCAAGGAGUUGAUAAAGCAAAGUUCUGCAAUACGUGAGGAAAAGGAGAGAUUGCAAAAGGAGAAAGAAGCAAAGGAGGGAUAUCGCACACCUUAUCGACUGUCAUCAAGAAAACAAAAGUAUAAAUUACGUGCUUUAUUACAAAGAACGAAAUUAGGACAUUAAAAGAAAUGUGGGCCUUGGAACAAAAAAAAAUGAAAAUGGCGCCAUUUUGUCUAUUUUAA